GAGGAGGCCUCGAAGUAGGAUCUUUCAAGCGAGUACGAUUGGGAAACUUCGAUAGGCUUCAGUACGAAUAACUUCAUUCAGUAGACAACUACAUAAGAAUCAUUGCAAAGGUGGAACAGUAAAGGGGUCUCUAUACAACCUAUUAUAUUUGCUGUGGGUCUGAGUCGCUAUUGCUUAUCGAAGGAUAAUGGAGAAAAAGAAUAAUGGGAAAAAGAAUGUAUGCUUCGGCUUCCGAAGCAUACAUUCACCGGAAAUUCAGCGCCGGUUCGAACACGUACCCAGUAAGGUGGGAUUGUAUAUCGCGAAUUUGCCGGCACCACGUGUCCUUUCCAACUCUAACCGAUCCUGGCGCCAGGGAGUCGUUGAGAAGAUGCCCAAGAUAGAGGAAUCACCUGUUGAAACUAGUGGCUCCUCCACUGAUGCUGCUGCUCCUGCUGCUCCUGCUGAUGUGGCCGUCGCCCCCGUCGUCGCCACUGCCGAGCCCAAGAUUGAGCCUUUAAAGAUAAAAGUGCAGAAAGCAACUCAAACAAUUAUAUCGGUAUCCUCCAAUGGAGAGAUCAUAAUUUUAGGAGACGACAUGGAAACACAGGCUCCACAAGCACAAAAAGCAGAACCAGCCCCCAAUCCCGUCCAGCCACCACAGGCGGAACCCUACACUGACUCCGAGGACGGUGAUGACUAUGAGAGUGAUAGUACAGAAGAUUAUUACAAUUUAGACACAUCCUCCGAAGGUUCCGAUGACGAUGACGAUGUCCCCAACAACUUGUAUGGCUUGCUGCUGGUGACCAUGGAGGUUCUAUUUAAUUAAAAUUAGUUACAGAAUUUUGGGCCCAAAAGAGCUUCGUUGAGCUUUUAAAUUUAAAAAUUAACAAAAAAA
This is a messenger RNA of Drosophila ananassae, 877 nucleotides long. RefSeq lists its product as uncharacterized. The record is from RefSeq and is a predicted model, not a curated record. Lineage: Eukaryota; Metazoa; Arthropoda; Insecta; Diptera; Drosophilidae. Bases 188 to 808 code for a protein of 206 amino acids. The transcript is spliced from 4 exons.